AUGAAUAUGACUCUUUACAAAGUCAGAGUACAAAUUUUAAACAGUUUGUUUUAGAGUAUUAUAUAACUUACACAAACACAUGUAACUAUAUUAGUGCAUUUUAAGAAUUCCUGGAAUAUUGGUUGA
Molecule: messenger RNA, 126 nt
Organism: Paramecium sonneborni
Lineage: Eukaryota; Ciliophora; Oligohymenophorea; Peniculida; Parameciidae
Source: the annotation of a GenBank genome assembly